UGCAGUGAGUGUAGUCGCGCGUACGGACUCUCACAGAACUGUUAAUUUUACUCAAUGAAAAAUUGUACCAAACAGGAAAACUUCGGUGGUUAAUUGUUUUUACGUGGUACUUUCUGCAUUGGGAAAUCGAAGUGAAUUGAAAUUAUUUGGGACAGUGCUUGGCAUGUAGUGAGCAUUACGUUUUAAAUUGAAAUAUUCGGAUGUUCUGCAAAUAAAUGGUAACAGCCGGGAGCAACAUAAACUGCUCUCACCGUCCGGUGGUUGAUUGCGUUCCAAGCGAAAAGUUCUCCAUACGCAAGCCAAAAGUGAGGUUAUGUUUUAAUAUUUUUUUUUGUUUAUUUUUUUUAUUACUGACAUUUUGAACGAACGCCGCUGCGCAUUGUGACAGUUUGCUGGUUGAGGCUGACAAACAACAUCUACAGUAGCAUCGAUUUUCAUUGAGUGCUCCCUGACUGCGCAACAAUCCUGCCAGGUAAAAGGACUAUCACCUGCGUGCGUAGAAAGUGUUGAAACUCUGACUGGCUGUAGAAUAGAUAUUAAAUAGGAACUUGGACCGCGAUCGUGAUUUUCAUGUAAACUCGUUCAGUGAAUGAAUAAAACUAACACCAUUCUCUGCUCAAACUCCACGAAAGUAUUGAAGAUGGUGUUCACGGUAGCAAAACAAUCAGGAAGAAUUUCGGCUAGAUUCAAAACGGCAUGAUCCGGAUUACUUCGAGUAUAGUAUAGGUAGUGAGUGGAAAGUGAAGAAACAAGAUGAAUGAAUGAGCGAAAAGAUGUCAAAAGUGCUAAUGUCUGCCUCUGUUGAUGGAGCGGCUGCUCAAGUGAUUCCGACGAAAUAAUAUUGCUCAUUGCUGGAAAGAUUUUAGUUUAUUCCCACGGGUUGCCAGUAUAGUAAGUGAAACGAAGCCAAACACGUCGCAAAGUUGGAGCUAAUACGAAGUACUGCGGCCUUGGACUCCCCGUCAGGAUUAGAAAUUAGUUCAGUAACACACACAUACACCAUGCCACACCAGUACGGCAUUCCGGGCUAUGGCCAAACGCCACCGAGUCCACCUACGCACCAUGGAGGGGCACUCAUUCCAAGACACGGUGGCGGGGCCGUCAUUCCGGUAUCGGCCAAUUCGAACGCCGGUAGCUUGGGACCAUCCGGGGCUCCCAUCUUCCGGGGAACCAUCGAAGAGCGACGGUUAACACGGGAAGCAAUGGAAAAGUAUCUGCGGGAUCGCAACAACAUGGUUAUUGUGAUACUGCAUGCAAAGGUCGCCCAAAAAUCCUACGGCAAUGAGAAACGCUUCUUCUGUCCACCUCCCUGCAUCUACCUGUUCGGCGAAGGCUGGCGGUUGCGCAAGGAGCAAAUGCUGCGCCGCGGCGAAAGCGAACAAUCCACCCAACUAUGUGCCUUCAUCGGUAUCGGCAGCUCCGACCAGGAGCUGCAGCCGCUCGAUCUUAACAACUCGAAGCAGUACUGUGCCGCCAAAACGCUGUUCAUUUCCGAUUCGGACAAGCGGAAACACUUCAUGCUGUCGGUGAAAAUGUUCUACAGCAUGGGCCACGACAUCGGUGUGUUUCAGUCCAAGCGGAUCAAGGUGAUAUCGAAACCGUCGAAGAAGAAGCAGUCGCUGAAAAAUGCCGACCUGUGUAUAGCGAGCGGUACCAAGGUGGCACUGUUCAACCGGUUACGAUCGCAAACCGUUUCGACGCGGUACUUGCACGUGGAGGAUGGACACUUUCACGCCAGCUCGACGCAGUGGGGCGCGUUCACGAUUCAUCUGCUGGAUGAUAACGAAAGCGAAUCGGAGGAGUUUCAGGUACGUGACGGGUAUGUGCACUACGGGGCCACAGUCAAGCUGGUCUGUUCCGUGACGGGGAUGGCCCUGCCCCGAUUAGUAAUACGCAAGGUAGACAAACAGAUGGCUCUGCUCGAAGCGGACGAUCCAGUGUCACAGCUGCAUAAAUGUGCAUUCCAUAUGAAAGACACCGAGAGGAUGUAUCUGUGUCUAUCGCAGGAAAAAAUCAUUCAGUUCCAGGCGACGCCCUGUCCGAAGGAACCGAAUAAGGAAAUGAUCAACGACGGCGCCUGCUGGACGAUCAUUUCCACCGACAAGGCUGAGUAUCAAUUCUACGAAGGAAUGGGACCCGUUCGGACGCCGGUUACACCAGUGCCAAUAGUCAAUUCGCUGCACCUGAACGGGGGUGCCGAUGUGGCAAUGCUGGAAAUUACGGGAGACAACUUUACGCCGUCGCUGCAGGCGUGGUUCGGCGAUGUGGAAGCGGAAACUAUGUACCGGUGUGCGGAAUCGUUGCUGUGUGUCGUGCCGGAUAUUUCGCAGUUCCGCGGCGAGUGGUCAUGGGUGCGGCAGCCCACGCAAGUGCCUAUCUCGCUGGUACGCAACGACGGUAUCAUCUACGCAACGGGACUAACCUUUACGUAUACGCCUGAACCGGGUCCGCGACAACCCUGCUCCGCAGCGGAAGACGUUCUGCGGCGGGCCGCUAAUGCAAACAGUAAUAGCAACAGCAACAACAACGGCAGCGGAAACAGUUUAACGGCUGCCGGCGGUGGCAUCGGUUCCAGCGGAUCUUUGCCACCGAUCUCGGACGUGGCCUGGAGCUCACAUGGUGGAGGAUUACCGUAAGAUAACCGCUUUUUAUUAUUAAUCAUGUUUUCGAAGGGGUAAAAAGUAUAUAUUUAUUAUGUUUUGUCGAAUCGAUUCGGAUGAGAAUUACCUACCUAUACAUAUUUGCUAAUUUAUACACAGUAUUUUUAACGAAUCGAACGAACAUCCCGAAUGUGAGACAACAGUGCGUAAUCUCAACUUUUAUUCCUACUACAAAAAACAACAAUCUGCGUUAGGCCAAUGAACAAAUUGCUAUAUAUGUAUAAAUGUUUGCAGGAAGUUAUAACAAACACGUUCAACAUAUUUUUCCUAAGAUCUUUUCUCUCGUUUCGCAGAGAAGAAUGUAGACUAUCAUUUCCUACUCUAUUUUAAGGAAAGUCGUAUUUUGACAGAUUUUUUGUAAGAGAAUUACUAUUUUUAAGAUGAGAGAUUACGUGAUUAAUCACAGACAGACAUUGAAAAAAGUGAUAUAUGCAGGUUUUAAAGAAUAAAAACAAAGUAUUUAACGUAAAAGUGGAAACAAAGUGACUAUUUUUUGUGCGCAAAAAAUCUAACAACGAAACUUUUUUCUAUAGAAAUAGCAGCUAUACUAAGAAAGACAUCUUUUACAGUUCAGAAAACUGUUCUUCAAACGGGAAAAAAAUCUGCUAAAAUUCGAGCAGUUAAAAAUGGGAAUAAAAUUGCCAAAGAAGUAGCGAAAA
Molecule: messenger RNA, 3319 nt
Organism: Topomyia yanbarensis
Lineage: Eukaryota; Metazoa; Arthropoda; Insecta; Diptera; Culicidae
Gene: Su(H)
Product: suppressor of hairless protein
Exons: 5
Coding region: 1002-2636 (544 amino acids)
Biological process (GO): regulation of transcription by RNA polymerase II
Cellular component (GO): nucleus
Molecular function (GO): RNA polymerase II cis-regulatory region sequence-specific DNA binding; DNA-binding transcription activator activity, RNA polymerase II-specific
Source: RefSeq, a predicted model, not a curated record